AUGAAUUUCAAGAAUGUGAAUAUUCCAAAUGUUCUGGGUGGUGGUGCGGCUUCUGCUUUGAUCAAGUUUGGAGCAAUUGCUGGGCUUGGCAUAUACGGAGCUGCUAAUAGUCUCUACAAUGUUGAAGGAGGAAAUCGAGCUAUUGUUUUCAACCAUAUUAUUGGCGUCAAAGAUAAGGUUUACACUGAAGGAACGCACCUAAUGAUCCCUUGGUUUGAAAGACCAAUCAUAUAUGAUGUUCAUGCAGGACCCCAUCUGGUGGAGAGCACUUUGAGUAGUCGUGAUCUCCAUAUGGUAAAAAUUGGUCUUCAAGUUCUUUGA
This is a messenger RNA of Ilex paraguariensis (yerba mate), 321 nucleotides long. The record is from the annotation of a GenBank genome assembly. NCBI's taxonomy places the organism in Eukaryota, Viridiplantae, Streptophyta, Magnoliopsida, Aquifoliales, Aquifoliaceae.